Sporothrix schenckii 1099-18 is the source of this 879-nucleotide messenger RNA. RefSeq lists its product as uncharacterized. Bases 1 to 879 code for a protein of 292 amino acids. The record is from RefSeq and is a predicted model, not a curated record. NCBI's taxonomy places the organism in Eukaryota, Fungi, Ascomycota, Sordariomycetes, Ophiostomatales, Ophiostomataceae. Gene Ontology annotation, molecular function: heme binding; oxygen binding. The transcript has 2 exons.
AUGACUGGACGUAACGUCGACAUGCGGCACAUCGACCGCAAGGACAUCUACACGAACCUUGAGUCGCGCGUCCAGUACCUCCACAGCUUUCUUGAUUUCAGCAGCUGUACGCCAGGAACAAAGCUCCCACAACGAUGGAUGCAUCCCGGCGCCAAGUAUGUCGAGGCCCUCAUCCCUGCCGUCACCAAUAUUGUCUACCGCAAACUGCUCCAGUACGACAUCACGGCCCGCGCCUUCCAGCUCCGCUCCACCUCCUUCGACGGCCCCAUGGACGAGGUCCCCGACGAGAACUCCCCCCAGAUCCAGCACCGCAAGAUGUUUCUGCGCGCCUACCUGGCCAAACUCUGCACCGACCCGUCCCAGAUGGCCUUUUGGGAGUACCUCGACAAGGUCGGCAUGAUGCACGUCGGCCUCGGCCGUUCCCACCCGCUGCACAUCGAGUACGUCCACAUUGGCAUGACGCUGUCGUUGAUCCAGGAAGUGCUGACGGAGGCCAUCCUGGGCCACCCGCGGCUGUCCAUGCGCCGCAAGAUGGGCCUCGUGAAGGCGCUCGGCAAGGUCAUCUGGAUCCAAAACGACCUGUUUGCCAAGUGGUAUGUGCGCGACGGCGAGGAGUACACGGACGGCGUCGACUACAGCACACUGGUCGACAAGGAGGGCUACCUGCACGGCAAGAAGGUUCUGGUACAUAAAGAGGAAGAGGGUGAAGGGAGCAAGACCACAAGUAACUCCAGCACCAGCAGCGGGUCGACGGUCCCAGCCCCAUCCACACCAACGGCCGCAGCCGGCGUGUGUCCAUCCACCAGCAGCUCCAAGGACGUGGCCGACGUAGGGGUGUCGCCAACUGCGCCACCCCCGGCUGUUCGCUGUGAAAAGUAG